AUGUUCCGCCCCGCGUGGCAUGUUCCGCCCCGCGUGCCUCCUGGCCGCCGCGACCCUCGCGCUCUAACGGUGCGCGCGGCUUCGUGGCCCCCGCGCAGCCCGCGGCCGCCCCGGGCGCCGCUCGCGGCCCCGCCGGCCGCCCGCGGCCUCGCCGGCGAGGAGGCCGCGGGCGGCCCCGGGCGGCAGCGCCGCUUGGAGCCCGCUGGCCAUCGGGGCCGCCCUCGGGCCCACCAUGAUGGUCGCCGUGAUGGGCGGACGGCCGGCGCUGGCGGCGGACCUCGAGAACGGCGAAAGCGUCUUCCUGGGCAACUGCGCGGCGUGCCACGCGGGCGGGAAAGCAGCGUGGUGGCCGAGAAGACCCUGAGGAAGGCGGCCAUCGAGCAGUACUUGACCGGCGGCUACAACGCGGCGGCCAUCAAGACUCAGGUGACGAACGGCAAGGGCUCCAUGCCGGCCUUCGGCGACAAGCUUGGCCCCGACGACAUCGACGACGUGGCGGCUUACGUCCUCGACCAGUCCACCAAGUGGUGA
This is a messenger RNA of Prorocentrum cordatum, 531 nucleotides long. The record is from the annotation of a GenBank genome assembly. NCBI's taxonomy places the organism in Eukaryota, Dinophyceae, Prorocentrales, Prorocentraceae.